AUGCUGAUUCGCUUUUCGGAAAUGCACCCGACCGCCCCCUUUGACCGCUACUUCUCUGUGUCUCUUUUGCGCCUCGCCAAGUCUUUCACACGUUACUGCGCGCAGACGAUCGGAAAUCAUUGUCAGAAGGGCAUGGCGGGAGUGAUUAACCAAGAUUUUGACUCUCCAAAUACCCUGGCCGCUUACAAGGCCAAAGCUGCAGCGACGAACUCAAGCCUCGUACCCCUCACGCGCCAUAUUGACGGCUAG
This is a messenger RNA of Diaporthe amygdali, 249 nucleotides long. RefSeq lists its product as uncharacterized. NCBI's taxonomy places the organism in Eukaryota, Fungi, Ascomycota, Sordariomycetes, Diaporthales, Diaporthaceae. The coding region runs from base 1 to 249 and encodes 82 amino acids. The record is from RefSeq and is a predicted model, not a curated record. The transcript has a single exon.